Metarhizium acridum CQMa 102 is the source of this 699-nucleotide messenger RNA. The record is from RefSeq and is a predicted model, not a curated record. NCBI's taxonomy places the organism in Eukaryota, Fungi, Ascomycota, Sordariomycetes, Hypocreales, Clavicipitaceae.
AUGCUGUCUUUUUCCGGCCGAACCGAAGAGGGAAACAUCCAGGAUCCACAAAUAGCAUCCCUCAAGUUCGCAACCCCAAGCCCUUGCCACCUAAUUCGCACCAACCCUCUAGUCAUACCGUCAUCGUUCGUCUUCAUCAAGGUUUCUAACAAACAUCUCAUCGCUACCCCCCUAGCUCUCGUCACCUCCCCCGGAGCGCUCGCCUCCAGAACGUUUUGCAAUUCCGGCACUCUCAACGGCUGGGACUAUGUUCGCAAAGAACACAAGGGAACCGUUGACCAGGUCACCAACGUCGUCUAUAAGGGCAGCUCUGCUCCCAAGAUGACACAGACCUACGGCUCCAACUAUCACAAUCGCUACCACUCCGAGUUCAUUGCCAACCGCCCUGGAGCAGGCUGGGGUGGAGAUGACUACGUGCCGAGUACCAUGGUGUGGAUGCAAGGAAAUCAGCUGCUCUCUCGAAUUGUGACUGGCAACUAUCGCCAGCCGAAUUCUGUGGUAAUUAUGCAGGUCAAAUGGGCCAGUGACGGCUCUGGCUUCUUCAAGAUUUGGCUCGACGAAAACAAGGUGGUUGAGAGAUACAAUACUGCCACAGCCAUUGACGAUGACAGCGUUUUCCAGUUCCGCUUUCGUCAGAUCUGGUACGAUGAGAUUGCCAUGGGAACCGAGUUCAAGGAUGUCGACCCUGACCAGCAGUAA